GAUACCAUACCGCUUCUCCCCACUCACUCACUUCUGGCUCUUGUCCUCUCUCCGCUCUAGGGCCGCCUUACGCUCUCAUCCUGGUUUCUUUGGCAUCAUCUCAUCUCAGCUCUCCCUCUCUCUUUCUCCUCUUUUUUUUUUUUUUACCCGCCCCCCUCUCCGUCUUCUUCCUUCCUACCCUUCCUAUACUCAACUUCCACGACCAAACCCUUUUGCCAUGGGUCUUGGUUACUCCAGAGUUUCGUUUGCUAAUCUAUAUGCAAACUUCCUUUCAAACUCCUCUUUGUCCUCCAUUGCUUGAUCUAUGGCGUGUUGCUCUGACUCGUCCUCCCGUGUAUUCGGCCGCUGACCUGCAGCUCUCACGCUGCUACCCGUCCUUUCUCCCGGACACCCUCCUAACGCCUCUCAAUUCCUCUUCUCCUUUCGCUGCUCGACCGUAUCCUAUCCUCCAUUCCCUCGUCUGGGUGUUAUUGCCUCUCCUACUACUUUACCGCGACCUCAUGCCGGCUCUUGAGGUGCCAGAGUCCGGGUUGUCUCUCCAUAGAGACAACCCCGAUAGCGAUUCCACGGUUAAACAAACGCAGAUCAUGCGGUUGAACCUAGCUCAGAAUACCCUCGACGAACUGAUUCAAGCUCUACGGACCGACCAAACAGCUAGGAUCCGCCUAGGGAAACACCCGACUCUCUACUACGGAUCCAAAUCGCAAUCGUUCUACUCUCGUCCCGAAACUCACCGAUCCGAGAUAUAUAGCAGCAGCUCCAAUGACAAAGAAAAUCUAUAUUUUACUGGGGUCUUGAGCCAUAGCUUGGAGGUCCAGAAAGCUAAGGAGGCUACUGCGGCCACAGACCAAGCAUUGGCCAAUCUUGAACAGAGCCUGAACGCUUUUGAGAGGGGAAAAGAAUCGAAGAAGACAGCCAUAAUCACUAGCAUUGAUGAUUUGAAAGCUCUUCGAGCGGGCGACAAGAGGCAGGCCGCUCUUUUAGCUCGCAAGACGAGUAAGGCGGAGCUGGAGAAGGACCGGUUGCUGAAAAAUGCAGCCAAUCGCUCGGUAUCCUCUAGCCCGGCUCUGGGCGUCUCUCGGUCUCCUACCUCCGUGCCUCCACUUACGCCUACCUCCGCACCGCUCUUCCAAAACAAAGACCGCAUACGUCUCGAAGCUUUGAAGGUUCCCUUCAUCCAUCUUCUUGCCGUCCGUGCCGUAUCCACCAAGUUUCUUGCUCGCCAGACUCGCUCUUCGAUCGAAGACUGCACGGCUUUGGCCCAGAAAUAUGGUGUUGAAAACCGUAUCAACCCGGAGAAGUUCGAUCUCAGGGACAAAGCAUACAGAGAGUUGGAUGUAUGGAAUUUCCCUUAUCCGUCCCUGGAGGAGCGGCAGGAAGCCAUUGAGAAUGCUAUUUCAGCAUUUGAUCGCAUGCGGAUUUCCCGCUCCGACAAGCUAUGGCAGAUGCUUCUUCCAAAGGAAGAACGAGGGAAGGGAAAGUGUCUGUCACGGUUGAACUUGCGGACCGGCCCUAUCAAGAAGCCUCUGACCCCUCGGAUACAAGUACAAAACCCCGAUGAUAACGGCAAAGAGGGUGACACAACUGGCCCGGAAACUGACAGGGCCAGUGUAAAUGGCUUGACCCCCAAGACACAGCCAACAUCAGCUCCCCGGUCGGGUACGAACACACAAAAGAAGCGUAUCAGCGACUCCGCAGCGAAGCGGUCUACUGCGAAGGGCAAGACUGCCACAAACAGUACAUUGACCGGGCGCGUCACUAAGAAGCCCGAAAGGAAGCCGGUGCCAAAGCCGGAUGGCAAGUUCAAAUCAGCAGAGUACGUCCAUGAUUCGGACGAAGAUGACACGGACUUGCCAGAUGUGUCUGCGUCGGAACAACCUCUCCCAGAGAAGACCAAGCCACAGCCUAAAGCGCCGCCCAAACAGGCCGAGACGCCUACCCCUCGAGAGUCCUCUCAUGUGCCAACACCCAAGGUUGACCCUCCGGAGCGUCUUCCUUCUAAAGCUGAACCGUCGUCUCCAAAUCCUCCGAAGCCCACCACGUCGUCAAAGAGAUUACCGUCCUCCCGGCCUCCAGCUCAGAAAUCUCCUCAGAAGCCAUCCCCGCUUGGCUCGUCGCCCCCAACCAAUGCUCCUGACCUACAGAGUCGCAGUCGCUCUUCGAGCCAGAACAAUUCCUCCAGCUCUUCGUCAUCGCCUUUGAUUACUCAAAUAUCCAAGCCAAACAAAGCUAUAGGUGCUCCCAUUAUGAGGAAGCAGGGCAAGACCAACGGCGUUAUCAAACCAACACCAGCUCUCAACCCGCUCAAGCGCAAGGCGGAAUUGGAGCGCCCUUCUGCAACCCCUGCCCAAGGACGUACUACAGGAGAUUUGGAGCACAAACGACGACGGGCAGUUAGCACCUCGAGUGGUAGUACGGGAAGUGCUUCACCGCCACUUAGCCGGGAGAUCCUUUUCCAACAGCUGCGAGAGAAGUCGCAGCGUUUUAAACACUACUAUGUCAAGUAUCGUUCGUUGCAUGAUAAUAUGGCAACACAUCCAGACCCACCGAGGGCGGAGCUGGAGAAGCUACGACGACAGCAUUUUCGACUACAGCAGAUGAAAGAGGAAAUUUGGGAUGAAGACAGGCGGCUUCGCGAAGGACUCUAAACGGCCUAUCCCGGGGAACUAUAUGAGAUUUGUUAUUAAUUUUCUGUGUGAGACAUUGCUAGAUCCGGGUUUUGAACAGAACGGAUACCCCGUUUACAUUCUUGGAUGUUUAUGUUAUUUCUCUUUUCUUUUCUUUUUACUUUCUGUAACGCAAAUAUUCUUGCAUGACGAAGCAGUUUGAGUUUGCUUCGGGGCGUUUAUCAUGGUCUGUUUUUAUAUCACACCCUCAUACCUGGUGACUGCAUUUUGCGUUUGUCUGUCAAUUAUCUUCCCAGUGUAGCAAAAACACAUGCAUGUAAUACAAUACAUAGAGAUCUGUCAUGAAGCAAGGAAUCACUAUAUCAUCUGCAAGGAGGCUCCCACACAGCCUCCAAAUGCAUUCCAACAUAUGAUCCGGCGGCGCUAAACUGUGCCAGUCCCUUUACACUCUCUCCCCACCCUCCCCAUCAGAGGCAAGAACCAUGACUUAGAUGUAUGUAGUUCGCGCAUUCCGUCGUUUGCCUGGUUUGAAAUCCUCCUCCCCGGAGAAAAUGUUAACCAGCCAGGGGAAACCCCCGCCCCUCUUGUGGCUGACAAGGCCCCUCUUACCUAGACAGCCAUUGAUACCCCUCCACGAAUGAGUUAGAGGGAUCAUCCAGGUAAAGACGGACAUUCUUGCGAUUAUCCGAGAGACGCUUUCGAACACCACCCUCUUCUUCCCAGAGAUUGAUUGGAUUUUCAAGAAGAGGUCGAUGGUGCUUUUCUUAC
Messenger RNA from Aspergillus alliaceus, 3395 nucleotides. RefSeq lists its product as uncharacterized. Lineage: Eukaryota; Fungi; Ascomycota; Eurotiomycetes; Eurotiales; Aspergillaceae. The record is from RefSeq and is a predicted model, not a curated record. The coding region runs from base 258 to 2648 and encodes 796 amino acids. The transcript has a single exon.